Messenger RNA from Mizuhopecten yessoensis (Yesso scallop), 2051 nucleotides. RefSeq names its product calcium-dependent protein kinase 31-like. Gene Ontology annotation, molecular function: calcium ion binding. The coding region runs from base 70 to 1755 and encodes 561 amino acids. Lineage: Eukaryota; Metazoa; Mollusca; Bivalvia; Pectinida; Pectinidae. The record is from RefSeq and is a predicted model, not a curated record. The transcript is spliced from 13 exons.
GACGUUGUCAACGUAUACGUGAAUUUUAACACGGAUCGAAUGCAUGCAUAACACAAACCUGGAGUCAACAUGGCGGAUGAGCUGACAGAAGAUCAAAUAGCCGAAAUAAAAGAAGCAUUCAGUUUGUUCGAUAAGGAUGGCGACGGAGCUAUCUCAACAAAGGAGGUUGGCAUGGUGAUGAGAUCGUUAGGUCAGAACCCUUCUGAACAGGAACUCCUGGACAGCAUAGAGGAACUAGAGGACGGAGAUAAAGCUGGUCUAGUAGAUUUCCCAGAGUUUUUGACAUUAAUGCUGAAAUCAAUGAAGGAAAAAGACACCGAGGAGGACCUUCGGGAGGCAUUCAGAGUUUUCGAUAAGGACGGCAACGGCUUCAUAGCAGCAGCAGAUCUCAAACAAGCGAUGAUUAAUCUUGGAGAGAAGCUGACUGAUGAAGAAGUAGAGGAAAUGAUCAAGGAGGCCGAUAAAACAGGAUCUGGUCAAAUUGCUUUCGAAGAGUUUAAAGAGGCUUUUGAUCUCUUUGACAAAGAUGGAGACGGGAAAGUGUCUGCAAAGGAGCUAGGAACAGUAAUGAAAUCCCUUGGACAAAACCCAACAGAAAAGGAACUUGUCGAUAUGAUAAAUGAAGUUGAUUCCGAUGGAAAUGGUACUAUCGAAUUCGAAGAAUUCCUGAACAUGAUGCGAGUAAAAAUGAACUGUGUGGACCAUCAGGAUGAGUUACACCAAUCAUUUAAGGUGUUCGACAAAGAUGGGGAUGGAAGCAUCACGAAGGAAGAACUGAGGUCAGUAAUGACCACUCUUGGUGAAAAUCUAACAGAUGCUGAGCUAGACUCCAUGAUGGCGGAAGCAGAUCUAGAUGGGGAUGGCAGAAUAGAUUUCAAUGAUAUGAGAGAAACGUUCGCCUUACUGGACACUGACGGGACAGGCUCUAUAUCCAUACAAAGAAUGGGGCUUGUGAUACGAGCCCUUGGACAUUAUCCAACAGAGGCUCAAAUCAAGGAUUUGCAGAAAGUAGCGAAGGAAUCGGAUACAAAUGGAAACGACCUAAUUGAGUUUCCAGAAUUUUUGUCCUUAUACACAUCAUUCAAGAAACUUAUUCCUGAAAAUCUAAACCAUUUCAAAGAAAUAAGGGCGGCAUUCCAAUUGUUCGACCAAGAUGGUGACGAGGUCAUAUCAGUAGAUCAAUUCCGACGAAUCCUGGCAAACUGUGGAGAAAAACUACAAAAACAUGAAGUCGACGAUAUUCUGAAGGAUGCAGAUGUUGACGGAGAUGGAUUUAUAAAUUAUGAAGAGUUUACCAAAACCCUCGCAAGCCAGUUAACAGAUAACCAACUAGCAGAGUUUAAAGACACGUUUAAGCUGUUUGAUAAAGACGGAGAUGGAACGAUAGACUCAAAGGAUAUAGCAAUCCUAAUCAGAUCUCUGGGUGCAGCUCCUACAGAGGCCCAGCUCAAGGAAAUGAUGAAGGACGUUGACCCCACAGGACAUGGCACAGUAGAUUUCCAGGAUUUUUUGGAAUGCAUGAUCCGGUUCCUCCCUGAUGGACAUGACGAGGAGGAGGAAAUUCUUAAUGCAUUCAAGACAUUUGAUAAAGAUAACAACGGUCUGAUCAGUGCAAAAGAAAUUCGUCAUGCUCUCACAAACUUGGAGGAGAAACUGACAGACGAGGAAGUAGAUGAAUUGAUUCGAGAGGCCGAUUCUGAUGGGGACGGCUACAUAAAAUACAGUGAGUUUGUGAAGAUCCUUGCGAACCAGUGAAGCACGAAAACGACUAUACACCAACAUCAUUAUAAAAAUAAUCUAUAUUAUUAAAUCCAUUGAUGCUCUUUCAAGUGUAAAUGCUGGCAACAGAUAACAACUUUUUUGGGACUAUUCCAUUGUGAUUUUCUUCAUAUUCGUUACAUUAAAUGUGAUUGUCGAUAUUUUAAACGACGAUAACUCAUCAGGUUUUAAUUUUCGUUUACUUCUCGUAGGAACAUAAUAUCACAGAUCUCCAAAUAAAUUAAGAGAUUAUAUUAUGUUUUGAAAGAUAACUCUUCAAUAAAACAUGUCAA